Molecule: messenger RNA, 520 nt
Organism: Porites lobata
Lineage: Eukaryota; Metazoa; Cnidaria; Anthozoa; Scleractinia; Poritidae
Source: the annotation of a GenBank genome assembly
AUGGAGUCUCUUGAAGAGCUGCAUCACUGGGUUGCUGAAGAAGCUGAGUACCAGGUACAAGCAUCAGAAAUUAAGCAUGGUUUGUCCAGUGUUGGAAAUACACAAGCUAAACCAAGUCUCAUUUCGGGAUCACAGAGGAGAAAUGUGAUCGUCCCUGUAAAGUAUGCAAGCAAAACACCCAAUUUGGAGAUGUGAUGUGUUCAAAGGAAUGGAACAUAGAAAGAAUUGGGAGAUGGCAAAGAAACUUGGACUGUGUUACCAUUGCUUGGGGAAUGGGCACCUUGGUGACUCAUGUACUUGGAGCAGAGAGUAUGGAAUUGACAGAUGCAAAGACAAACACCACUGGUUACUUCACGAGGAGAAAAUAGCUCAAGGGUCCAUGGAGGGGAAGGCUGACACACCCCUGACAGAGGAAAAUAAGUCCAGUACGUAUGAAACAGAGCAAGAACAUGCACAGAGGAGCAUUGCCUUGCGUACUGUUCCAGGCAUUCAGAAACAUGGGGAGAGACAUUUAAGUUAA